Molecule: messenger RNA, 7709 nt
Organism: Stomoxys calcitrans (stable fly)
Lineage: Eukaryota; Metazoa; Arthropoda; Insecta; Diptera; Muscidae
Gene: spg
Product: dedicator of cytokinesis protein 3
Exons: 13
Coding region: 1589-7705 (2038 amino acids)
Biological process (GO): small GTPase-mediated signal transduction
Cellular component (GO): plasma membrane; cytoplasm
Molecular function (GO): small GTPase binding; guanyl-nucleotide exchange factor activity
Source: RefSeq, a predicted model, not a curated record
UUAUAUUCUCAGCUCGUGCCGUUAAGUCGUAUUGUACACGGAAAACGAACAAGUGGCGCGUCUCCUCCCCCUCUCACUGUUAAGCACACCAAACAAAAAACGCACACAGUCAGUCAAUCCAAUCAUUCAGUCAGCCAGCCAACCAUCUAGUCUUUUUUAGUGAUGAUGGAAGAAAUGUAUGUGAGCAACAUAUUAAAGAGAAGAUUUUGCAUUUUCUGUGGGGUUCUUUCCGUUUCAAUGUAAUACAACAAUAGUAAUAACAACAAACACACACACACAAAACAGAAAAAGGAAGUUGAGGUGGUGGCGGACGAGAAACACAAAAGUAACAACAAAAGAGGAAGUAGUAGUCAAGAAGUACGUGUGUGUUCGUUCUUGCGUGCGUGUUCCGCGCCAGGCAAGUGUGUAAAAACUAAUAAAAAUCCAAAACUCUCCUCCUAGGAGGUGGUGGUGUAGAAAAACAACAACGAACGAGACCGACUGUCCGCUCAUCGGCCAACUUGGAGCAGGCAAAUUUUUCAUCGAUUUUCAAACGCGCAGUUGUAGUCCAACGAACGAUUAAAGCGGUUGUGAUAAAAAAUAAUAAAAAUUGUUAGCCAAAAGUGUUCAUUUUCAUCGCCACACAACAUCCAUUGUGUGGUGUUGCUUAAACCAUUGUCUUUUGUUAAUUAUUUGGAAGUUUAAAGAAAUUAAGCAAAAAAGUGAAAAAAUUAAAAAAUAUGCGUACAACAAAGUCAACAUAAAGUCUGCCAAAUCCUUCAAUCCAACAUUGAAAAAAUAUAAAAAAAUCCUGUUCUGCUUCUUCUUUGGCAGAAAAAAAGGCGUAGUGUAGUAGUAAUAAAAGGUGUGUGGCUGUGCGCACACGGUGUGUGUAGUAAGAAAAAGUAAAAGUGCAAAAUUGGCGAAGAAAAAACGCACCACCACCCAAUAACAACAAUAGCAGCACCACAACUCUGGGCGGCUACCACCACCAGAACCCCAAAAAGCAACACCAACAAUAAGCGCAUAUGAAAAUGUGGUUCUUUUGCAAAAGAAAGCAAUUUUUAUAGAGGGCAAACAAAGAAAAAAUGUUACAAAAAAUUUCUCAAAAUAAGUUCAAGUUUCUUGUCUCUGCUACAGCUGAAAUGGUGUUGCCCUCCAUAGCAAAUAUUUUUUAAUUACCCUACCUACCUACUACCACUACACCACAACUCAGUUCAAAAAAGAAAAAAAAAAUGAAGUGGAUUUAGGUAUUUAUUUCUUAGUGCAAUUGUUAUUUAAACAACAACAACAAAAGAAAUUUCUCACAUUGUUUCAAUUGCAAAUACAUAGUGAGAAAAACAACAAAAAUAUAACAAUAAUUUAGAGCUGUUUCAGUCGCUGCUUGUGCUGCUGCCACCGAGGCUCUCUCUCUCUGAAGCUGUCGAGUGGCUCUCUUUUUGUAGUCUCAGCCUCCAUCUAAAAUACAACUCCAAAAUAAUAACAACAACAACAGCAAUAGUCAUACAGCAGACAUAAACGUCAACAUCAACGAUUUUGUUUGAUUGAGUUUCCGUAAGACCGACCGCCAGACAGACCUGUAGACGCAGAGCGUAAGAAGGGGAGCAAAAUGUGGAAAUCAUCGAAUAACAAAUACGGUGUCGCUAUUCACAAUUGGAAUGGUGAUGUGCGAUGCGGCCUACCUUUAGAUGUUGGGGAUUUUGUAGAAAUUAUGGAAGAAUGUCCCAAAUGGUUUCGUGGCACAUGCCCCCGCAAAUCACGAGCGGUUGGUAUAUUUCCCAAAACCUACAUUCACAUAAAAGACUUAAGCAAAAUUGAUCCUGUGGUAGCGGAAUGUACGCAGGUUCUUAGAGAAUGGUCCGAAAUAUGGAAGCGUUUAUAUGUAAAAAACGAAACAUACAAAUUUACCACAAUAGGUAAACAAAUGUUAUCAAUAUUAGAUAACCGUAAAGAAUUACUGGGAGCUACCUUAACACAGGAUCAAACAUUAGAACUACAAAUGACAGUGGUGUCAAAAAUUGACUGGGGCAAUCGAAAACUUGGCUUGGAUCUGGUACCCCGCAUUGGUCCCCUUGCCGUCGACCCACACAACAUAGGAAUUGUUGGACUACAUAAUGUCCAUGUUACAAGUGCCGAAAAUGCCAAAGCAUCCUCUAGUCGUGGCACACUGCGCCGCAAGACCCAUCCUAAUCCUAAAAUCCUAACACACCAUUUGUAUUUUUGUAUGCGUGAAUUUGGCUAUCGCAUUGGUGGCGGCGAUGAUGCUGAGGUCUAUUUUUAUUUAUACGAUGCGAUUAGCAUGAAAGCCGUUUCCGAGAGAUUUGUGGUGAAAAUGUGCAAAGAUGGCUUUGCAAAUUUUUAUGAAAAAGUCAAUAGCAAUUGUACGGUAUUCACCGAUUUGGGUGCUGCUGAUUUAAAUGACGCCCUAUAUCUGGUAGCCGUUGUUAUGCGUGUGGGUAAAAUUUUACCUUCCGAAAAGUCCAGCAGUAAUUCGUGCUGUACCGGCGUGAGUGCGUAUCGUCGACCUUUUGGGAUAGGCGUACUAUCUUUGGCCGAUAUUGAUCGCUACGACACUACCAUAGAGUCCGAAGAAAGGGAAUACAACAUCAAGUUGGUCUAUCACAAUGAUGAGAAGGAUUUCCAUCAAUUGCCCGAAUUGAUUAUCAAAAAGUCGAGCAGUAAAUUCCAGCCCAUUAGCACCAUAAAUCAGAGCAGUCAGGGCAUAGUGGUGUCAUUGAAGCUUCUACAUGGCGGCUUGGGCCAGGCACGCCAGGAGCAGCCUCUGUUGUUCCAGGGCAGUACCAUAACUCGCAAAAUGGGCUUCCCCGAUGUGAUUAUGCCCGGCGAUGUACGCAACGAUAUGUUCAUUACCUUGGAAAAGGGUGAAUUUGAGAGGGGUGGUAAGAAUACUGCAAAAAAUAUACUCGUCACGGUUGUGGUGCUAGAUGUUGCUGGCAAUGUACUCACCGAGUGUCUUUGGGGUGCUUCGGGCAUGGAUACCCAAAAUUGCUACAAAUCCAUGAUUUUGUAUCAUCAAAAUGCCCCCUGUUGGAAUGAAAUGUUGCGUCUGAGUGUGCCCAUUGACAAAUUCUCAACGGCCCAUGUGCGUUUUGAAUUUCGGCACUGUUCGACCAGGGAGAAAUCGGAACCCAAGCUGUUUGGCUUUAGUUUUGCCCGCCUAAUGGAUCCCAGUGGUGCCACCCUGGCCGAUGGUCAUCAUGAGCUGUAUGUCUACAAAUGUGAGGAUGCGGGAAAACUGAUGACAGCCAAUUAUUUGAUACUACCCUGCAAACCCAAGGAUCCACAUGCCAAGGUGGAGUGCAGCUCGAUAUUCCAUCGCAGUUCCAAGGAGGUGUUUGUCAUGCGCUCGCUGCUGUGCUCCACCAAACUUACCCAAAAUGCUGAUUUACUAUCCCUGCUGCAAUGGCGUGCGCAUCCUGAAAAGAUUCAAGAUUCGCUCACCGGUGUCUUGCGCCUAAACGACGAAGAACUUGUGAAAUUUCUACAGGAUGUGCUGGAUGCUCUCUUUGCCAUGUUCUCCAACGAAGAGGGCAAUAGCACACAACAUUCGGGUUUGGUCUUCCAUGUGCUGGUGAGCAUAUUCAGCUUGCUGCAAAGUAAUAAAUUCCAACAUUUCCGGCCAGUGAUGAACGAGUAUAUCGAAAAUCAUUUUGCCGCCGCUUUGGUCUAUAAGGGAUUGAUAACUUCGGUGGAACAUAUGGCUGUUUUUCUCACCAAAGCCGAGCAUCCCGAUCCUUUUCAGAAAUGUUUUGGUUCUUUGGAGUAUAUUUUUAAGCUUUUGAUACAAUCGCGCAAACUUUUUGCCCGAGCCACGGGUGGUCAAUAUGAGGAUUCCUUCCGCAGGGACUUGCAUUCCUUAUUCACUGCAUUAAAUGGAAUGUUGGCUGUGCCCUCAUAUGAUGUCAUCAUACCCACUCAAGAAGCUUUGCUAAGUUCAACUGGUGUAGUUUUGGAACAAUUGAAAGAUACUUUGCCAGCACCGGAAUUGGGCAUGCUGGCGCGCAAUAUGCUGGAUGCCAUACCCAGAGAUGCUCCUGAACGCUUGGUUCAGGCUAAAUUGAAGGCUGUCAAGGAUUUGGUAUCGGGAGAACUAUUUCAUGAGGAUGAUUCCCGCACUGUCAUACUUUCGGUGGCCUGUAAGCAUUUGCGCAUGCAUCUCAGUCGUCGUGAUGAACUAAGACUUUGUGCCGAAAUUCUGUCGGAAAUCCUAACCCAUCUUUACGAUUUGCAACGCGAACAAAGAGAAAAAGUCACCAAUACACUGCAACAUGAUUUGGAUUCCCUAUGCAAGAACAUUUUGAGCAUUCUCAUUAAGACCAUUAUCAUCAUUAUUGAAGGAUCAAAUCCGGUAUUACCCCAGUUGGUGGCAUGCCUGCUAGGACUGCUGCAAUUGCUAGAUGAGACCCAUUACAAACGCUAUUGGGAUGAACUAAGCCCCAACAAGGAUCCCAGAGAUCUUAAGGAAUUUUUGGCCAAAUCCUUGUUGGUAUUCGAGGAGCUGGUGUCACAGGAUUGGUUGGUCUUUCCACCCGAUUGGUUGAUCAUGAAAUUGGCCUGCAAUGAUGUGUUGCGCUGCUCCUUGGAGGAAUUUGCCAAGCCUUUGGUCUAUCGUUUUUUGGGUUCAAAAUCUUUUGAUUCACAACUCUGGUGGUCAUACUUCAGUUUGGCUGUAACCUUUCUUACACAACCCUCACUGCAAUUGGAGAAAUAUCGUGAGCCAAAGCGUCGCAAAAUUUUACACUCACACAAGGAUAUGCGUGUGCUAAUGGGUUUUCAAAUAUUGAGCAUGUGGUCACAGUUGGGUGAACAGAAGCUACAUUUCAUACCAUCAAUGGUGGGACCAUUCCUGGAGGUGACACUGGUGCCAGAGCCAUCAUUGAGAAAGGCCACACUGACGGUUUUCUACGAUAUGAUGCAAUGUGAACAGGCUGCCCGUGGAUCCUUCCGUUUGGUGGAAAGCGAACUUAUUGACAAAUUGGAUUUGCUAAUAAGUGAAAACAAAGGCGAUGAUGAAUACCGUGAACUCUUCAGCACAAUGGAGCAUCUAAGCCUGGUCCUUCUAGAAAAAGUACAUGACGAAAAUCCUAGCUGGAAAGAUGCCGGAACUGCAUUCAUUGCUUCAGUCACCCGGUUAUUGGAACGUCUACUGGACUACCGUAGUGUUAUGCAGGGUGAAGAGAAUCGUGAUAAGCGAAUGUCCUGCACUGUUAAUCUUUUGAAUUUCUAUAAAAAUGAAAUCAAUCGCAAGGAGAUGUAUCUGAGAUACAUCUAUAAAUUACAUGAUCUACAUUUGCAAGCUGAGAAUUAUACAGAGGCUGGUUUUACUUUGAAACUUUAUGCAGAUAUGUUGAGCUGGGAUCGAGAAUCGACUAGUUUGUCGCCCAACGGUAAUGAUGGUCAGCCGGAAUGGCAACGCAAGGAGAGAUUAUAUCAUGAGAUCCUAAAAUAUUUCGACAAGGGCAAAUGUUGGGAGAAGGGAAUACCCCUAUGCAAGGAAUUGGCUUUGCUGUACGAAACCAAACGUUUCGAUUACAAUAAGCUGAGUGAUAUUCUAAUACAAGAGGCCAAAUUUUUCCAAAAUAUCUUAACCCAACUAAGACCAGAGCCAGAAUAUUUUCGUGUGGGUUUUUAUGGCUUGGGUUUUCCGCUGUUUGUGCGGAACAAACAAUUCGUCUACCGUGGCCUGGAAUAUGAACGUAUCAGUGCUUUUACACAACGUCUACAAACCGAGUUUCCUGCAGCACAAACUUUAAACACAAACAGCCCUCCGGACAACUCCAUCCUGGGCGCCUCAGAACAAUAUAUACAAAUCAGCAAUGUAAGGCCGGUGGCUGAUGCUCAAGCUCUGAAAACUGCCAUGGUUACGGUACCGGAAAAAAUUGCACGCUUCUAUGAAGUGAACGAUGUCAGCCGUUUCAUAUCGGAUCGUCCCAUACACAAGGGUACCGUGGAUAAAGAAAACGAAUUUAAAAGUCUAUGGAUAGAACGUACUACGCUGGACAUAGCUUGUCCGCUGCCAGGGAUUUUACGUUGGUUUGAGGUGAAACACAAAUCGGUGCAGGAAUUGACUCCUGUCGAGUUCGCCUGCGAGACCAUGCAUAAUGUGGGCAAAGAUAUAUGGGAUUUGAUACAACAAUAUCGGCAAGACCCCAAGCGUAACAUUAACCCCUUCUCCAUGCGUUUGCAGGGUGUCAUUGAUGCCAAUGUCAUGGGUGGUAUCAGUAAAUAUCAGGAAGCCUUUUUCACCGAACAAUUUUUGAAAUCGCCCCAUGGCCAAGGACAACAGGCCAAUGUACAGAGGUUGAAAGCUUUAAUUUUAGAAAAGAUACAAAUUUUAGAUCAAGCCCUGGAGCUGCAUGGUCAAUUGGCCCCGCCAGGUGUACAGCCAUUGCAUAAGCGCUUACUCGAAAGAUUCUCCCAACUCAAGCAAAGCCUCUCGGGGCUGGGUCGUUUGAAGCGUCAGGCCUCGGAAAGCAUUGUAAAUACUCCGCUUCCGCCUUUGCCCACAGAGAAACGCUCCAUUAGUUUGGGUAUUCAUAACAGUGGCGCCAACUCCUUAAUGACGGCCAAUGCCAACUACUACGAACAUGAUGAGAUCUACACAAGGCCGGGAGAGACUCUGCGCCCUGUGGAAGCCGCAAAUAGAUUCGCAAACAAUUCCUAUCAGACUUUGAGCAAGGAAAACUUAAGUUUAAGUUCUGUGGGAGGAGCCGGUGAUGCCGACCUAUGCCCUCCACCCAUACCAAAUAGGCCCAGAUCGCAAAACUUUGGUAAUUCCAUAUCCCUGGAUGGACCUGAGGUGCCACCUAAGCGCAAUCAAACACUGCCCUCAUCGCCCGGAGCCCCACCAUUACCCCCCAGGGGCAUUACGCCCGACAAGAGGGCCUCAAAUCCCAUGAUUUUCAAUGACUUCUCCAAUGAAUCUUCCGUCUCAAGCAUGCCUCGUCGACCACAUUCCACUUCCCAUCAGCACAAUCCCAAAUAUGUUGUCGAUAUCAGUUUCGAUGAUCCCGAAGCUGAUCAACAACAGGGUCCCCCCUCGUUGACCCAUUCACUCAACUGUCAUGCCUCGGUGGUGGAUAGCCAUCAUUUGAGUCUUGCAUAUGCUCCCAAUGAUUUUCGAGAUUCGGGCAUAUCUACUGCCAGCGCCCAUGAGUUGAAUCAUUUGAACAAUUUGAGCGAAGAGUCGUCGACAAAUUCAAUGAGUACGGUGCAUCAUCGCGAUCAUUGCCGUUUGUCUUCAAGUGGUAGCAUGGAUAAUGGGCAAUUUAUGUCUGCAUCGGCAAGUAAUGGCAUGAGUGCCAGUCAAAGGGAGAAUUCGGCAAGUUCAUUUGAUGUGGAGGAUCUACCUAUGCCAGCACCACCCAUACCGCCCAAGUCAUUGAACAUUUUGGGGAGCGCCACAAUGCAUGAGUCCUCCUCAUCCACCUCGGUGGAAGGGCCUUCAUCACAAAGCCUCAACAAUACUCUUAAUCAUUCCAGUUCAUUGAGCCAUCACCAUCAUUAUCAUACAACAACACCUCACAUACAACAACAACAACACCAUCAUCAUCAUCAUAGUACACAAAAUGGACACAAUAAUGAUGGUUAUGUCUCACCAAAAACAUCCACCACCACCAACAACACCACGACCGCAAACACACCACCUGUGACCAAUAAAAAUGCCAUUGACGAAUCUCAUCCCGAAGUUGGCAACACUUUUUGAGUUA